Molecule: messenger RNA, 2195 nt
Organism: Postia placenta MAD-698-R-SB12
Lineage: Eukaryota; Fungi; Basidiomycota; Agaricomycetes; Polyporales; Adustoporiaceae
Exons: 17
Coding region: 25-2076 (683 amino acids)
Biological process (GO): chromatin organization
Cellular component (GO): histone deacetylase complex
Molecular function (GO): histone deacetylase activity
Source: RefSeq, a predicted model, not a curated record
GACCCCUUUAGAAAGCAGCAGAAAAUGGAGAUCCAGAAUACAGGUCCAGAUAUGCUCAUGGAUGUCGAUCCCGAACAACCUGUGGCCUCAACUUCUUCGGCAGCUGAGGUCACAGUAUCCCCCGCUCGCAACGCAUCCGCGGCUCGCGGCACAUCUCUUCCGCUCGUUCUCGGCACCCCCAAGUAUAAGGUCGGAUAUGUCUACUCGGCAAAAAUGAUGAUGCACAGCUGUUCCCGCGGUCAUCAUGAAGAACAACCCGAACGAAUCUCUCGCAUUUUCAAUAUCCUCAUGGAACAAGAUUGUCUAAGCAAAAUGAAACGACUUCCUAUCAGGCCAGUUCUUCCCGAAGAAGCACUACUUGUCCAUAGCCGAGCCCUCUGGGAGAAAGUGCUUGCUAUUCACUCCAUGACUGCUCAGGAUAUAGCCGACUCUGCAUCCUAUUAUGAUGAACUGUCGCUCUAUGUUCAUCCAAGUACACCCUACGCCGCUCAAUUGAGCGCCGGUGGCGUCAUCGAAGCUGCGCUCGCAGUGGCGCGGGGGGAAGUACAGAAGUCUUUUGCCAUAGUUCGACCACCCGGACAUCAUGCCGAACCAGACGAACACAUGGGAUUCUGUUUCUUCAAUAAUGUUUCGAUUGCGACAAAGGUGGUGCAGCUUCGUUCACCGCUCAAGAAGAUUAUGAUACUCGACUGGGACGUGCAUCACGGAAAUGGCACGCAACGUGCUUUUUACGAUGAUCCGUCGGUCCUCUACGUCUCCCUUCAUCGAUAUGACGGAGGGGACUUUUACCCUAACGGACCAUUUGGGAGCAUGGUGUCCUGCGGACAAGGCCCAGGACUUGGAUACUCUGUCAACAUUCCAUGGCCACAGCACGGCAUGGGCGACGCGGACUACAUCCUUGCCUUUCAGAAGAUUGUUAUGCCCAUCGCAGUCGAGUUCGCACCGGAGCUUGUCAUCAUUUCUGCCGGCUUUGAUGCCGCGGAGGGCGACACACUCGGUGAAUGCCACGUUACUCCGACAGGAUACGCGCACAUGACGUACAUGUUAUCCUCGCUCGCUGGUGGAAAGCUUGUGGUUGCACUCGAGGGAGGCUACAGCCUCGAUGCCAUCUCUGUCUCAGCAUUGGCGGUCGCGAAGAUCCUUCUUGGAGAGGCACCUCCGUCAUUGGAACCUAUGAUCGCCUCAGAUGCGGCCACGGAGACGAUUUGGCACGUUGCCAUGGAACAGAGUAAAUAUUGGAAGAACGUGGACCCCAAAUCCUGCGAUCCAUUGGAAGAAAUGGAACCGGCCGCGUUCACUAUACCAGAGUUGCUCAAAGCACACAGGCAAGAAUAUCUGUUCCAAGAACACGGCAUGGUCACCGUACCACUCGUCUCACAAGCCCUAACUGACCGAUUCAGUACCCAAGUGGCCUGCACGGCCGACAUCUUGACUAAUAAUACCCUCAUCGUCUUUGUCCAUGAGUUCGGCAAUCUGCUUGUGGAGUUGGAUUCCGUGAUGGAGUGCAAUGUUCAGCAGGAACAUUCGUACCUGAUCGACUGCUCUAAGCAAAUCAUCACCUGGGCAAAGACAUCUGGCUAUGGACUACUCGACGUCAAUGUACACCUCAACCCGGAUGUCAAAUCUAAGCUGCGCAACCCCGAGGACCCAAGGGAGGACAUCAUGACAUACUUAUGGGAUAAUUACAUACAGCUUGCCGACGCGCGUCGAGUCGUUCUCAUCGGGCACGGUCCCGGGUGCGAGGCGCUCAUGACCCUGAUGCGUAAGCGAGGCGCGUCUGUGAUACGCUCCGUGCAGGCAGUAGUACAAGUGGUGGGCAAUCACCAUGUUCCAGUCACGCCAGCCGAUGGCAAUGGCCUGCGUCAGUGGUACUAUCAGAACUCGCUGGUGGUCGUUCCGUCGGGCCACAAUAUAUUCCACGACCAGAAAAUUAAAAUGAAACAUGGGAGUGUUGUCCGCACAGAUGAGACAAAGGCCAUCAAACUUAUAAUCAAGGCUAUGCCUUACAUUAAAGAGUUCAUCACUGGUCGACUAGCUUCCGCAAAUGGCGUGAAUGACACAGCCGAGACAGCAUAGUCGUGUUCUCGCUUGUUUUACCAUCUCUGACAUACAGGUUGUACUGUAUCUGCGAACCGGUAUGACUCUUGUAUCACUGAAACUAUUCCUCAAGGUGAAUGAUAAGUAUGGUGCAUGUA